AUGGACAUUUAUCUAAACUUGACCGAGAUAUUCUCUAAAGAAUCUCGGUUGAAGAAUCCUCUUGCUGCCGAAGAGCUAAAAAAGAACAAGAAGAUCAUUGUUGAAGAUGAGAUCGAUGUGAAGUAUAAAUCAUUUAAGAAAUUUGAUACUGUUAAAGAACACUCGGAUCACUAUUUCAGCAUCCUAGAGCAUCUCGAUGGUGUUCCGUCUUGUCAGGAAAUUAAGAUCAACUUCUGCACUUGGCAUAAUUCUGCAUAUCUAGAGGAUUCAAUUAUCCAAAACAUGUGCAUCCGUACUACGCCUGAAGAACUGGAGGAUUUCAGUACUCCGGACUUCACAAUUUACAAUGUUGGCCAGUUUCCAUGUAAUCGAUACACACACUACAUGACUACCUCCACCAGCAUUGAUCUUAAUCUUGAUAGGAAAGAAAUAGUCAUCCUUGGCACACAGUAUGCCAGGGAGAUGAAGAAGGGUUUGUUCGGUGUGAUGCACUAUCUAAUGCCUAAAAGAAACAUUCUCUCCCUGCACUCUAGCAACAAUAUGGGCAAAGAUGGUGAUCUUGCCCUCUUCUUUGGACUAUUAGGUAAGUGUUUGUCGGACGAGAUUCUGGCGCAUCACCUGCCCAUUGAAUGGCACAGGGAAAACUACUUUGUCUACGACCACAACAGACUUCUUAUUGGCGAUGAUGAGCAUUGCUGGAGUGAAAAUGGUAUUUCAAACAUUGAAGGAGUGUUGGAAAACAUCGUUUUCGAUGAACACACUAGGGAAGUAGACUACUUUGAUAACUCUAUUACAGUGAACACUCGAGCUUCAUAUCCAAUUGAGUAUAUUCCUAAUGCGAAGAUACCGUGUGUUGGUCCGCACCCUAAGAAUGUCAUCCUCUUGGCAUGUGAUGCUUUUGGCGUGCUUCCACUAGUUAGCAAACUUGCUUUACCCCAAACAAUGUAUCACUUCAUCAGUGGUUACACUGCUCUGGAAGAAAUGGAGUCGAUUGAGUAA
Zingiber officinale is the source of this 999-nucleotide messenger RNA. RefSeq names its product phosphoenolpyruvate carboxykinase (ATP)-like. The coding region runs from base 1 to 999 and encodes 332 amino acids. Gene Ontology annotation, molecular function: phosphoenolpyruvate carboxykinase (ATP) activity; ATP binding. Gene Ontology annotation, biological process: gluconeogenesis. NCBI's taxonomy places the organism in Eukaryota, Viridiplantae, Streptophyta, Magnoliopsida, Zingiberales, Zingiberaceae. The transcript is spliced from 7 exons. The record is from RefSeq and is a predicted model, not a curated record. Gene Ontology annotation, cellular component: cytosol.